AUUCUAUGCUGGGCAGGUUCACGUAAGUCUGAGUUCCUCAAGGGCUGGCUCUUAGGAGCUGUUUGGAAAAUUCAUUGCCAUGCAUGAGUCGAGGGAUUGCUUCUUAUUCCGUUGGAAAUUGUUAACGGGGACUGCAUUAGCGACCCCUUAUCGCUUUGCCUGAUAGCGAGACAGCAGGUUUGCCCAAGCAAUUCUGGAACCCUGAUCACUGCCAAUUAAGGAGCAUUGUCUGGCUGACAUGAUCAACUUCACGUCCCAACAUGGAAGCUGUUGCCAAGUUUGAUUUCCUGGCCUCUGGGGAGGAUGAACUGAGCUUUCACACUGGAGAUGUUCUGAAGAUCUUAAGUAACCAAGAGGAAUGGUUCAAGGCGGAGCUUGGGAGCCAAGAAGGAUAUGUGCCCAAGAAUUUUAUAGACAUCCAGUUUCCUGAGUGGUUUCAUGAAGGACUUUCGAGACACCAGGCAGAGAACUUACUCAUGGGCAAGGAAGUUGGGUUCUUCAUCAUCCGGGCCAGCCAGAGCUCACCAGGGGACUUCUCCAUCUCCGUCAGGCAUGAGGAUGACGUCCAGCACUUCAAGGUCAUGCGAGACAACAAGGGCAAUUACUUCUUGUGGACUGAGAAGUUUCCAUCCCUAAAUAAGCUGGUGGACUAUUAUAGGACGACUUCCAUCUCCAAGCAGAAACAGAUUUUCCUGAGGGAUAGAACCCGAGAAGAUCAGGGUCACCGUGGCAACAGCCUGGAGCGCAGGUCCCAGGGCAGCUCGCAUCUUAGUGGGGCUGUGGGGGAAGAAAUCCGGCCUUCAAUGAACCGGAAGCUGUCGGACCACCCCCCACCUCCUCCCUCACAAUACCACCAGCACCAACAGCCACCCCCACAGUACCCCACGGGGCCGCAGCCCCCACCGCAGCGAUACCAACAGCAUCACCACUUGCACCAGGAACGUCGUGGAGGCAGCCUGGACAUAAAUGAUGGGCACUGUGGCGCAGGCAGCGAGGUGAACGCAGCCCUCAUGCAUCGGAGACACACAGACCCGGCCCAGCUCCAGCUGGCAGGGCGCGUGCGGUGGGCCCGGGCCCUGUACGACUUUGAGGCCCUGGAGGAUGACGAGUUGGGAUUCCACAGUGGAGAGGUGGUCGAGGUUCUGGACAGCUCCAACCCAUCUUGGUGGACCGGCCGGCUGCACAACAAACUGGGCCUCUUCCCUGCCAAUUAUGUGGCACCCAUGAUGAGAUGAGCCCUGCUGGGGGGACCGGAAGCUUUCUGUCUGAAGCUAUCCCCAAGAAAGCGGGCAAGGAAAAUUCUCCUAUAUCCUGGCUGUGUCGCUGGACCACACAACUACAUACCAUGCAU
Molecule: messenger RNA, 1351 nt
Organism: Urocitellus parryii (Arctic ground squirrel)
Lineage: Eukaryota; Metazoa; Chordata; Mammalia; Rodentia; Sciuridae
Source: RefSeq, a predicted model, not a curated record